UGAAUACUCUCCAACAAACAACAUAACCUCAAAAAUGGCUUUUAAGAUUUUUGUGUUUAUUGCUUUGGUAUCAGCUGUAAAUGCUGGUUACCUUGGCGGAUACAACUCCCUGGGCUACAGUUCCCUUGGAUAUGGAGGUUAUGGUAACUUAGGUUACGCCCAUUCGUAUGCCACGCCUCUGGCUUACUCAGCUGGACUUUAUAGUGGUGCGCAUGCGCAUUUGUCUUCAUAUUCAUCGCCGAUUAUCUCCAAAACAAUUUCUGCUGCGCCACUGGCUUAUAGCACCCCACUCUCCCACUACUCAGCUGGUUUGUCGCAUUACCACGCCCCUAGUGUGUAUUCUACUCAUGCGCAUCAUGUUGCCGCACCGAUUAUAACCAAAACUGUCGUCGCUGCUCCGGUUGUACACAAAACCAUUGUUUCUACUCCGGUGAUUCAUAAAACAUACGCUCCGGCUGUUCAUGCGUAUGCAGCGCCAUCUCUGUAUUCUGCUCAUGUGUCUACGCCGAUUAUUAGUAAGAGUUAUGGAUUGGGUUAUGGAAGUUAUGGAUAUCCUUCUUAUGGUUACGCAUCUAAAUAUCAUUUUUAA
Messenger RNA from Dalotia coriaria, 589 nucleotides. Its product is annotated as cuticle protein 16.5-like. The record is from RefSeq and is a predicted model, not a curated record. The transcript is spliced from 2 exons. Bases 35 to 589 code for a protein of 184 amino acids. NCBI's taxonomy places the organism in Eukaryota, Metazoa, Arthropoda, Insecta, Coleoptera, Staphylinidae.